CGAAAAACAUCCCACUGGUUAUGUCUGAUAUCCAAACUAGUUUUGUGAACACUGUGAAGAUGAAAGAAACAGAAAAAGAGCAGAAGCAGACGAACAGAAGACAAACAUUGAACCGUUUGUGUUCCGGGUCAGGCCUCUUGUUGUCGGUUUUCUGUUGUGUCGCGCUAAUUCAUCAGGAGCUCAGAAUACAAGAAAAUCAUCAAAUGAUUUUAAACUCAGCAAAAAGAUGUGCAAAGAUGGAGACAGAAGUCCUUCGAAAAGUACAGCAGAAUAUUGGAGGAUGGCACAGUUUGAAACCUGAGAGCACAAUGCGGCCGGCGACCAAAGAUGGAGAGAACGCCAACCCAAGCCGACAAAAACGCUCUGCUCUAAACGUUGUACAACAGGAUUCAAACCUAACAUCCGCUAAAGUACAACUGCUUAUCAAAAAAGAACUUAGUCUACUGCAAAACCAAUUCUUUGCUAAGGAUCACACACUCUGCCGCCCAGGACCAAAAGGUAACAGGGGUCGUCGAGGCAAAGCGGGAACUCGGGGAAAACCGGGUCCCCCAGGGAAACCAGGCCCAAACGGACCUCCUGGCAAACAUGGACCAAUAGGGGCUCAGGGGCCGAAAGGAAUAAAAGGGGACAUCGGGAAACCGGGGAGCCCUGGCUCCGUGGGGCUUACAGGCCCGUCGGGUGUGAAAGGCGCUAAAGGUGAGCCGGGCCAGUCCCUCUCAGCCCCAUCUCUGUUAGAGCGUCCCGUUGGAAUGACAGUCAAUGAAAGUCAGACAGCCAUGUUAAAAUGUACUGCGGAUGGUAAUCCAAAGCCAAAAGUCACGUGGUCUAAGCUGAACUCAACGCUCCCUUUUGGACGUCACGUAGUGGACUCCAGAGGCCAACUGAUUGUGAGGGACAUUAGACGUGGUGACGAAGGAGUUUAUUUAUGCAGAGCUGAAAGCUUUUUGGGACAAGUGAACGCCUCGGCAAAGUUAUAUGUUUUUUUCGCUCCUGAGAUCAUUCUAUCAUCUAACGAAGUGUUAGCUGUGGGAAAACAAGAUGUUUCUAUCGCCUGUAGUGCUUCUGGUCAGCCUCACCCCAUUGUCACGUGGUCUAAGGCGUUUGGAACUUUGCCAAUGGACAGAACCAAAGCGAUUGAUGGAACACUAACAAUUUAUAACGUGACAAAAAAAGACAGAGGAACAUACAUCUGUAGGGCGGUGAAUAUUCUGGGAUCAGCAGCGGACAUAGUUCAACUCGUGAUAUUUUCUCGUCCGCGGUUUAAAGCUCGACCCCCAAAAGAAAUGACUCCAAUGGCUGGCUCAACUGUUCAUCUGCCGUGUGUGGUCGAGAGUGACUUGAAAACAACAAUCAGUUGGACGAAGCAUGGCAGGUCGUCCUUACCUGCAGGGUCCAAUGUUCUACAGAAUGGAACACUGGUAAUGAACAGCAUAAAGAAAUCACACGAAGGAUCUUACACUUGUAGAGCUGCUAAUGCUUUGACAGCAAUAGAAACCAAAGUCAAAAUCAGCAUUCCGAUUAAAGCAACGUCUUGUUCUGUGAUAAGGAAAAACCUCAACAAUGCAAGCGGAAAUUACGUCAUUGACCCAGAUGACGAGGGACCUCUUGCACCAUUUACAGUUUAUUGUGAUAUGAGUGACAAGGAUGGGGUUGGCGUGACAGUCAUCAGUCACGACACUGAAAGAAGAACACGCGUGAAAGGUACAAACAAUUACGUACGGGACAUUCAUUACACCGGAGCAAGUCUGUCUCAGCUGGCAAGUCUCACUAAAGUCUCCUCAAACUGUGAACAGUUUAUCCAGUAUGAGUGUCAUAAUUCUUUCAUGACAGGCCAUGGCUGGUGGGUAUCACGUGACUCCACUCAGAUGAAUUAUUGGGGCGGAGCAUCACCUGGCAGUGGUAAGUGCGCAUGCGGAAUGACCAACUCAUGCGCAAACUCCCAGCGUCCUUGUAACUGUGACAAAAAUGACAAUGUGUGGCGUGAAGACAGUGGUAUUCUCACGGAUAAGAAUCAUCUACCGGUUAGACAAAUGAGGUUUGGUGAUACAACCGGUACCUCCGAGGAAGGAUAUCACACACUGGGAAAACUAAAGUGUUAUGGAAUCGCUUAA
Messenger RNA from Pocillopora verrucosa, 2111 nucleotides. RefSeq lists its product as uncharacterized. The record is from RefSeq and is a predicted model, not a curated record. NCBI's taxonomy places the organism in Eukaryota, Metazoa, Cnidaria, Anthozoa, Scleractinia, Pocilloporidae.